Molecule: messenger RNA, 1446 nt
Organism: Corylus avellana
Lineage: Eukaryota; Viridiplantae; Streptophyta; Magnoliopsida; Fagales; Betulaceae
Source: RefSeq, a predicted model, not a curated record
UUUCAAUGAAAAGGGACAAUUAUUUUAACGACGGUUUAACGCCAAAUUCUAAUCGAGCGGUAGAUUCCCCGACACUAAUUAUUCUCCUGCACACACUUUCUUUGUUAUUGACUCCAAUCUCCCACAUUUUCCCACUCCCCAAACACAAACACCCCAUUCAUGGCAAAAUCCUUCAAUCCCAAGACCCAAACCUACUCAUCUCCACGACCGCCCAUCCACCUCCCUACCAACCCCAACCUCUCCCUCACCUCCUUCCUCUUCCAAAGCACCUCCUCUUUCCCUUACACCGUCGCUCUCAUUGACUCCGACACCGAUGAAACACUAACCUUCCACCAGCUCAAACUCCACGUCUCCAAGCUCGCGCAAUCUUUGCUCCAGCUCAGCAUCGACAAACACGACGUCGUACUCAUCGUCGCCCCCAACUCAAUCCACUUCCCCGUAAGCUUCCUCGCCGUCGUCGCCCUCGGCGCCGUCGUUUCAACCUGUAAUCCUUCUUACACCAUUCCCGAACUCUCUAAGCAAGUCUCUGACUGUAACCCAAAGCUCAUCAUCACCGUUCCUGAGCUCUGGCACAAAAUCAAAGAAUUUAAUUUACCUUCCAUAAUGUUAAGUUCCUCAAACUCUAUGAAGCUAAAGUCAAAUUCGAAGAUUUGGUACUACUCUGAAUUGAUAAAAUCGAACCGGCUUUUUGAUUUAUCGGCUAAGAAUGUCAGACAGAGCGACAUAGCCGCCCUUCUGUACUCAUCAGGCACCACCGGGACGAGCAAGGGAGUGAUUCUAACGCAUAAGAACUUCAUUGCGACGUCGUUGAUGGUGACAGCAGACCAGGACCGACACGGCGAGCCGAGGAAUGCGUUUCUGUGUUUCGUGCCGAUGUUUCACGCGUUCGGGCUCUCGGUGAUCACGUAUUCGCAGCUUCGGAGAGGGAACAUGGUGGUUUCGAUGGGGAAGUUUGAGCUCCACAAGGUGUUGGGGGCGGUGGAGAAGUACAAGGUGACUUAUUUGUACGUUGUUCCGCCGGUGAUGAUUUUGCUGGCGAAGCAUAUAACUGCGGUGAAGAAAUACGACUUGUCGUCGUUAAUGCGGAUUGGUUCGGGUUCUGCACCUUUGGGGAAAGAUGUUAUGGAGGAGAUUGCGAGGAAUUUCCCUGGGGUUUGGAUUACUCAGGGAUAUGGUAUGACAGAAACAUGUGGAACCAUUUCAACAGAAGAUCCAAUGGAACAAUCUCCACUCUCUGGAUCAACUGGAACACUUGCUUCAGGAAUCGAAGGCCAGAUAGUCUGCACAGAAACAUUGAAGCCUCUUCCACCUAAUCAAUUGGGAGAAAUAUGGGUUCGAGGACCUAACAUGAUGCAAGGUUAUCAUAACAAUCCAGAAGCCACAAAGCUAAUUAUUGAUGUACAUGGAUCCAUGGGUACGCACAGGAGAUCUUGGAUAUUUCAAUGA